Molecule: messenger RNA, 2178 nt
Organism: Caenorhabditis briggsae
Lineage: Eukaryota; Metazoa; Nematoda; Chromadorea; Rhabditida; Rhabditidae
Gene: Cbr-nas-38
Product: Protein CBR-NAS-38
Exons: 16
Coding region: 1-2178 (725 amino acids)
Biological process (GO): molting cycle, collagen and cuticulin-based cuticle; proteolysis
Molecular function (GO): zinc ion binding; metalloendopeptidase activity
Source: RefSeq, a predicted model, not a curated record
AUGCGUAGCCGUCGCCAUGUUCUUAUUAUCGCCUGUUUUUGUUGCCUUUUUUUUUCAUUAGUUUCGGCAACGCGAGUCCAGAAGGCAUCCAAAAAACAUUUAGCGAGAGUUAAGCAGCUUUUGAACUCGGAAGCUGAAAGAAACAAUGCAUUAAUUCAAAGUGACUCAGUUGACGUUUUUGACAACAUCCGGAGAAAUCCAAACGCAGGAACACAUCAUGAUGAAUUGGCUGUGAAUAAUGCUGACGAGUAUUUUCAAGGCGACGUUGAUUUGUCAGAACAACAAGUUAAAAUAAUUGAGGAUCAGUUUGUGGAGGGCAAACGAGAGAAAAGAAAGAUUGGAAGAAACCCCCUAUACAAAAAAUGGGAUUCACGUGGUGGACCGAUAAGUUUUGAUUAUGCAGAAAGCAUACCAUUUCAAACCAGGCAGAAAAUACGGAGUGCCAUGCUUCUAUGGCAACAACAUACGUGCAUCAGAUUUGAGGAGGGCGGUCCAAACGUAGACAGAUUAGAAUUCUUUGAUGGUGGUGGUUGCUCAUCGUUUGUCGGGAGGGUUGGAGGAACUCAAGGAAUUUCAAUUUCAACUCCCGGAUGUGAUGUUAUUGGGAUUAUCAGUCACGAAAUAGGCCACUCGCUGGGAAUAUUUCAUGAACAGGCUAGACCCGACCAGGAACGACAUAUUGCUAUAAACUACAACAAUAUUCCAUUAUCUCGAUGGAAUAACUUCCAAGCUGUCGGAGAAAACCACGCGGAAACAUACAACCUCCCAUACGAUACAGGAAGUGUGAUGCAUUAUGGUGCGUAUGGGUUUGCAUCUGAUCCAUAUACUCCAACUAUCAGAACAUUAGAAAGAAUUCAACAGUCAACAAUUGGUCAAAGAGCUGGCCCGUCUUUUUUGGACUAUCAAGCAAUCAAUAUGGCAUAUGACUGCACAGAACAUUGCCCAGACUUGCCCUGUCUGCGAAACGGAUACCCACAUCCUAACAACUGCUCUACUUGUGCUUGCCCGGAAGGAUUAUCAGGAAAAUUCUGUGAGCAAGUGUAUCCAUCAAACGGACAAUGUGGAGGAGUCAUUUUUGCCACAAAGGAAGUAAAGUACAUCACAAGCCCAAACUAUCCUGACAAAUUUCCACUCAACACAGAAUGUAAUUGGAUCAUUGCUGCCCCAAUCGAAGGACGAGUUUUCAUGGAGUUUGAGGGCGACUUUGAUUUUCUUUGUGAAGACACAUGUGACAAAGCAUAUGUAGAAGUCAAAUAUCAUAGUGACAAACGUCUCACCGGAGCUAGAUUCUGUUGUUCUCUCUUGCCCAAAAACCGAUUCAUCUCAUUCAAAAAUGAGAUGAUUAUUAUAAUGAGAGGAUACAGAUCUACAGGGGCUGGCUUCAAAGCUAAGUUCUGGUCCAAUCUUGGAGAACCUGAAGGGGUUAUCACUCCAAUGCCACCAACUACGGCUCCGUUGUCUGAAAUAACAGAGGAGCCGGAGCCAGAAACUACGACAACCCUCCCUCCAACAACAACAACCACCCUUCCCAGAAGAGUCUCUAAGAAACACUUCUUCACAAGAAAACCUCUAACUCCUGUGCCAACAACUACCCCAACACCUACAACAACUACAACGGAAACAACGACAACAUUUACCACGGAGUCCACAACGACCACUUCCCCAACGCAACCGACAUUUUUGACUGGAGAAACUGAAAUCACAACUGCUAGCACGGUUGCAACGUUCUUCCCAAAGUUAUCCACCAUACUUCCACCAGUCAAUCCUUUAGCUGGAGUGUUACCAUCUACCCAAGCUCCUGAUAUUAUUAACAGUGUCUUAGAAUGCGGCUGUGGUUCAUGGGCAGAAUGGCAUGGGGAAUGCUCUCAACAAUGUGGUGGUUGUGGACACAGAUUAAGAAAGAGAGAAUGCAAAAAGCAGGCUUGUCGAAAAGAGGAAAAACGACCUUGCAAUUUCUCAGCAUGCCCAGAUGGUACUAACUUCCUUAUCAACAACUCUGAAUUCCAUAUUCUUUGGAGAGGAUGUUGUGUGGGAUUGUUCAGAUCUGGAGACCAAUGUUCUGCACUGGAGACUGAGUCGAAUCCGUUUUUCAAAAUAAUCAAUAGUCUUCUAAAUAUUCAAGACGUGAAAAACAACGAAACUUUAAUAGAAAAACGGAUGAUGAGAGGGGAACAUUAA